Molecule: messenger RNA, 4177 nt
Organism: Hyalella azteca
Lineage: Eukaryota; Metazoa; Arthropoda; Malacostraca; Amphipoda; Hyalellidae
Gene: neo
Exons: 9
Coding region: 517-2751 (744 amino acids)
Source: RefSeq, a predicted model, not a curated record
UCUAGUGUUGGGUGUCGCCAGGUGCAGACGCUCAGAACAAGAGCACCGCGUGCAGUCAACACUUCGUCUCGGUUCAAACUUCACUGAGUCUCAAAGCUCGAUUUAAUUUUCUGUUAAUCAACUGGAAAUCCGUACCUGCGAUCUUCCAAAACCCAUCAAUCCACAACUUGCCAUCCUCCAAACUCUUUACGCAAAAAAUCCGUAACUCUGGUUAAAAUACCCGAUUCAAAAAAGAAAAAACUUUUCAAACCUUGAUUCUUCGCAUACAUUUCUUACUGUCUCUAAAAAGGACAAAUAAAAUUUCUUCCAAGUGUUUUUGCAUAAACUGCACUGGAUGAAUUCAUAUUACUUAUGAUUGAAUGCCAGUUGGCUGAAAUCACUAAUUAAUCAAUAAAUUGAGUGAGUGACUUAACUCGGCAGAAAACCACCAUCCAUCGCACGGAUCCGUUUCUUAUUGAAGAUCCCGAGGCUUAGAAACAACAACUCUCACGUGACCAGAGAUCCAAGAGCGACAAGAUGAAUCUCCGUAGAAGAUCCUCAAGCCUGUCAGCCGUGACAGCUUUACUGAUGCUGACUCUAAUGCCAGGAAGCAGUACAGCACAAACUGACAUUCCGGUAUCUGACGCGGCGACUGUUGCUGACACCGCCAGCGUCGAGGCUGACCUCCAGGCUUGCCCAAAAGAUAAAAUCUCCUUCGAGAUGGUGACGGGCUUCGUGUACUCCUCACCAUCGGACAUGCUCGACUCGCUGCCAGGGACCCUGAAGAUCACUGACUGUCUUGAGAUGUGCCGUAACAACGCCUCCUGCAUGGCCGUCAACUACGAGACCGGCCUUUGUGUGCUUUUCGCAUCCAGCGCCGACGUCUACCCAGGCGCCUUGACGGUGUCGGACUUCCCCGUCUUCACGCUGUACGUCCAAAAGAACUGUCUCGCCACUUCCCCCGUCUGCAGUCGAGCCUGGGGCUUUGAGCGCGUCAUGGGCUUCGAACUCGACGGAUUCUCGAAAAAAGUCGAGAAAGUCAACUCGAGGCUCGAGUGCCAGGCCCUGUGCAUGAACGAAAAAGACUUCCCUUGCCGGUCUGCGAACUUCAACAAUGAGACAAUGGACUGCAGCAUCUCCGACAUGGACCGCCACACGGUGGUAGGAUCUGGGUCCUUCAAGCGAUCGGAAAAUACUGACUUCCUCGAGAACAACUGCGUCGAUGACCCCGUACGGCUCUGCGAGUUCCAGAAAAUGGAAGGCCGUAUCCUGAAGACCGUCGACUCUGUCUUUCAAGAAGUCGAGAGCCUGGACGAAUGCAAGCAGCUCUGCCUCGAGGCUCCAUACAGGUGCCACUCGUUUGAUUACAAUGACACCGGAGACAAAGUUUGCCGACUGUCCCAUCAUGCUGCUGCAACUCUCACUCACAUCAAUGAUCCGUACCUUGAGCUCGUCGACUCCUCAACUUACGAACUCUCGUCAUGCUACAACGUCACCAUCGACUGUCGUUCUGGCGACAUGGUAGCUAGAAUCAAAACUUCAAAGAUCUUUAAUGGCAAGAUUUACUCUAAAGGGUCUCCCACCACCUGUGUCAACGACAUUAAAAACUCGCUUGAAUUCGAGAUCGAGAUGCCGUACAACGAUGUGGAGUGCAACGUCAAACGAGAUUCAGCAUCUCGCUACAGCAGUGACAUUGUUAUCCAGCAUCAUGACACCAUCGUAACUUCUGCAGACUUGGGUCUUUCUGUGCAUUGCCAAUACGACCUUAGUAACAAAUCUGUAAGUAACAGAGUGGAUUUGCAAGUUACUGGAGAAGUUGAGCCCGCCCUUGAAGAGGAGAGUAUCGUUGAGUCACCUAAUGUCGUCAUGCGCAUAACCGAUCGUGAUGGAGAAGACGUCGGAUCUGCUGCCGUUGGUGAUAUGCUCGAGCUCAGAUUCGAAAUUGUUGACAAGAACUCACCUUACGAAAUUCUGGUCCGUAACCUGAUCGCUCUCGAAGGAGGAGAAGGAAACCAAAUUGAGCUGCUCGACGAUCGCGGUUGCCCCGUCGAAUUGUCCAUCCUUAGACCACUGCUCAAGGUUGACGAGACAGGAAAGAUUUUGGGAGCUUCUUUUGAUGCAUUUAAGUUCCCUACAAGCGAGACUGUGCAAUUCAGAGCCCUUGUCACCCCUUGCAUCCCCUUCUGCGAGCCAGUCGUGUGUGAUGUAGUCGACUUCAGCGGACAGGUCAAGAAAACCGAAAGCUACGGCAGAAAGAAGCGUUCCAUCAGCUCGCCCAAUGGUCGCCACUUCGGGACACAAGUGAUUCAGUGGUUGACGGGCAACCACUUGGACGUUGAAGGGUUCGGGGUCCCCCACACGCAGGAACUUUCAACGCGUGCCAAGAGGGCGACGGAGUCCGAUGUUCCCGAAGAGCAUCUCGUGGUUCAGUCCAUCACCAUCACCGACAAGUUUGGCUUCCAGGGUAAAAACCCCAAGAAAGCUCCUGGUGCAAAGAAGUCCUCUCCGAAGUCUAAAUCUAAGACUGUUGAAGAAGAGGAAGAAGACGUAGUGCUGUCGGAAGCAUUGAGCGGAUCUUGCAUCAACACUAUCGGCCUGAUCCUCGGCUGCUCGGUGUUCCUGAUCGCGCAGCUGGUGCUCAUCGUGGCCUGGACCGCCGUGUGGCAUCGUCGCCGACGCAACAAGCUCGAGGAACCUCUUGGCCCCUGCGCCACCACCACCACUGAGUCCCUGCGGCAGCUUUAUGACUCCGGCUACCCACGAAGGGUUUAGUAUAGAUACAAUAUCCAUACCCAUUCUACUCAUCGCAAUACUUCAUCAUCAAUGUAGACAUCUCUUGAAUAAUCAGAUUUACUCCGUUGCAUUGUUACUAUCUUUUUGUAUGGGUUCUUGUUAAUUGAGAACUAAUUCAUUAGAUCAUCAAGCUCGUGAGUGCAAUAGUUUGAACUGACUUAGAAUUGCGUAUUUGGACAUCAUCGAGUGUCCCGAUGGUUGUAUUUUACAUUUAGUUCCUGAUCAAAUCUCAUCCCAUAUGGGUACUUCCAUUCGGCUGCCUUAAAUUUGAAAUUGAGUCCGCCAUUUAUAAUACACUCCAACCAAAAUCACAUCACUUACAGUUAGUGGUUUGAGAGCUCUAUCAACUCAAAAAAUUUUAACUCGUAAAGAAAAGGCUAAUAUUCCUUCUAAAAUUUUUCAUUGGGUUGUCGUCAACUAACAACCUUCAGCAAGAAAAUGUUGAUUAAAUGAUAGUCUCUAGUAGUGGCCAAAAAUAUAUACAUUACUUGAUAUAGGCGUUGAGCAAUUUGUGGAUAAAAAUUCUGUAACUCCAUCAGAACGUUUGCUCCAUCAACAUUUCCCUUUGUGGAUAAAAAUUCUGUAACUCCAUCAGAACGUUUGCCCCAUCAACAUUUCCCUCAUGUUCAUCGUUCACCUAUACUUCAUUUACUAGAGUUUCUCGUUGGUUCAUCCCCUGGAUUUCGCGGUUUCAAAUCCAUUCUCUUCAAUCUUACGCAUUCGUAUUCCCAUGCUAGUUUAUUGUAAUGCAGUUGGUCAUGCUGCAAAUUUUAUACUGGGCUUUAAACAAUGUUUCUCGAAUUACAUUUGGUUUAUGUCUUGAAAAUGUACGAGUUGUGCCUAUAAAAUUGCGAGCCCUGCAGAUGAGUUAGUUUAUCGUUAUUUCAGUUAUCGUUUGACAGCGUGAAAGGUACUAAGUUCCCUUGAGGGCAUGAAUUUUGAAUCUCAACCUCCAUUCUCAAGUUAUUAAAUGCAUUACUAAUUUUAAUAUAAGGUUAUUUCUCGGAGAGAUGCAUUCAAAAAUGCCUCGUAUUUACUGUGGGUAUUUUUUAAGGCCUUCUCUGAGUUGUUACAUACUUGGGUAUCCUGAAUCACUUGGCAUUUACGGCAUUAAAUGCUAGCGAGGGGCAUAGCCCUUAUUUAUUUGACUAUUUAUUUAUCUAUUUAUUAAAAUAUUUAUUGAACUCCUCAGGUUUUUACCGGGAGGAAUGAGAUAGCCAGUGUUUGUAUUAAUUUCUUUUGUUGCCGUUUCUCGGUUCGCAUAGAACAUCGAACUCCAAAUUAAUCUUCACUUUUAACAGAUACCAACAGCUGAAGCAAACAAAGUAAUUUGAUUUAAUGAAUGAUCCACAUCUCAGGCAUGGAAAUCACCAUACGAUUAUCCAAUUUACUAGUUAAUCAACAU